CUUUACAUUGGCGCUGGUUGCUGCUUGCUGCAGGCCAUUACGAGCUGACGCGAGGUUGCGCGAGACAUUUGCGAUCAGUUUGGUGGUAGUGCGUGGUGGUGCACGUUAGGUCGUUCUCUAUCGUCAGUACUGGUCAAUACGGAACGAUCUAAAAAGCGAGGGAAAUCCUACUAUCUCACAAUAUACGAUACCAAAAUGAAAUUGGCUUACGUGAUAUGCACAUUACUGUGCAUAACGCUAGUGCUAGCCGACAACGAUGCAUUACACCUGACUGACACGACAACAGCUGAACCUAUCAUUCCGUCAAAUUCUGUAGCAGACACGUCAAAGACUGUCACUGUUUCGGACUCUAACAAUAUAACAAAUGGGACGACUACUCCUGUACCACCAAAUACAACUAAACCUGCAAAUAUUACUACUUCAACUACUACUACUACAACUACAACUUCAACUACUACAACUACUACUCCUAGUACUACCACCACCACCACUACUACUGCUGCUACUACUACUCCUACACCUAAUAAUCAUACUACACCAACCACACCUACAAAACCAACUACUGUCCCGUCUCCUACAGCUGCACCUACUAGCACAGCUUCAUCAGCAACAACAGCUGUACCACCUUCGCCAUCUUCUAAGGACCGCCAGUUUGAUGGUCUAAGCUUCUUUGGCGGCAUUAUCCUUACUACAUGUCUGAUGGCGAUCGCGGCGUUCUCGUGGAAAUUCUACAGGCAGUGCAAGGAAGGAAACUACCGUACACUGUGAUAACAUACAAGGCUAUAAACAAAUUUUCGUCAAGUAAAAGCUAAUUGAACUAAGAACUAUAAAUAAUUAUUUUAUUGUAAUAAUAUUGCGUAUUUUUAUAACGCAGUUAAAUGUUGCGUGGUUUAAGUGCUCUUAGUAAUGUGAUGUGCAACCACGAUUUCCGUUUUUCUUUUUUUUUCGAUAAACAUAUAUCUAAAAGAGGGGGGAGGGGGAGGGGGAAGUCAAGUAUUUGUAUGUAUGUUUGGAAAUAGCGUUGUAUUUAUGCGCGUUUUACUAAUGCAUGAGAGAUUGUGACAGGUUGCGUGUUACAAGUAGAAGAGAGAGUGAUAGAGGAGAUGGAGUGAGGAGGGAGAGAAGGUGAGCGCAUUGACGAGAGCUAAUGACCAAUCAAACGUACAUUCCAAGAGAGAAAAAGAGGGAGAUCAUAGUUCUUUAAACGCGCAUUAUUCCAGUUCUUAUUAGCUUUCGCUCAAAGUGUGCAACUGUCGACGAAAUGUAUCUUUAAUGUAUUGUACGGUGUAUAUAUAUUCCGCAGUAAAGUUACAUAAGACCUGACUUUUCUACGAGACGGGAGAGAGAAGAGAAAGUAUUGGACUUAAGAAACAUUGAGCUUGACACGGGAAUCUAUCUCGGUGUAGAAACGCCACGUAGAUGCCGAAGCGAAACGAAUCUACAAAAUAUUUGAAUCUCAGACAUGAAUCUCACAGACAAAUGUGUCUCACAGUAUAGAUGACAUUGACGUGCUCGAGGCGCACCGUGUAAUAUACAGAGUUAAAGCUGAACUGUUAUUGAAAGUAUUGAAAGUCGUGUCAUAUAUAUAUAGUAUGAUAGUAUGAUAAUACGAUACGCGCGAGCUAUUAACUCUCUCCUUAUAUAUCCCUUAUCGUCAAUCUUGCUGCACAAUAUUUUUUUUUUGGCAAAACAUGUGGUAUGACUAAUGUAUUGUCAAAGAGAAGGUUCUUCUUUUCUAUCGGAUUUUGCACUCUUUUUUUACAUAUUAUUUAUUCUUAUUUACUCAACGUCGCCUGAAAUUGCUUAUAUAGAUAUAACAGUUAUAUAUAUAUAUAUUCGUAAUUAGAUGAUUUUUCAUUGAUUCACUAUUCUUGAGUGCGUCAAGAAUCAUCAAUUAUUUACGCGUUGCGAUCGUAAUCACUGAUGUCAUGGGAAUCUCUUUCAAAAUGCUUAUUCGUCAAAUAGAAUGCCUAAGUAUUAAACAGUUCCUUUCUCAAAUUUUCGCCUAAAAUGAAUCAAACUACAUGUCACCUGGGACGUGUUUUCCAUCUUUCAGUGCAAAAGAUAUUAUGUAGAACACAGAAUUAAUUUAUCGCCUUUUCCUAGCACGUGUAUUGUGAGAUAAUAUCUGAAAUAUCACAAUAUUGUAUUUAGUAAUCUUAAGUGAUACUCUAAAUAAUGUGUCACGUUUAUUAUUUUAAAAAAAAGCAAAAAAAAAAAAUACUAUGUAUAUUAUGUUAUAUCGAUGUACAAUCUCUUUCGGUUUACCUUAGGUUACAUUAUGGUAUAACAUUUAAAAUUCAAAGGCACAACUGUGUUAAUAUUUCAUGAAGCCUAAUCCCCUUCCCGAUAUUCCUCUCGUUAAUACGCUACAAUAGCAUUAUUGUAACGGACACUUGUCUUCAGCAACGUUCAUAUUUCGCCAAUACGCGACGUUCAUAUUUCACUUUGUCAAUAUUCUUUAUCGCAAAGUGGACUUUGAGAACAAAGGUAUGCCUCGGCGUUUAUUUGAAAGUGUCAUAAUUAAAUAAGUUGAAAACAGUGUAUAGCAUUAAAAAAUUCUCAAAAGUGGCAAUGCAAAUUAGAUGUAAAAUAUUUUUGCCAUUGCAUUCGUAAGAUUACGGAUUAUUCAAAAGCUGUCCGGGGAGAGAUAAACGUCUUUUCGCAUUUUCCGCAUAACAGAAAUAAAAUCGCAUGUAUCGAACAAAUGACCUAUAAUUUCCACGAAAAAUGACGUCAGUGCAAUAUCUAUCGAAGAGCCGACAAUGCCGCGAAGUAUCCCUUCUUCAUUCUCCCCUAUUGUAAAAAUAAUCAAUCGCUGCCGGGCCGAGGACCGCGGCGUGUUUUGCCAUUGGCAUCGUCAGAACUGCUUACUGGCGUAAUUUAAAAUACAGGAAUUUGCUCUGUCCAGAGAGGGUAUUGAUCGCAUCGUGCCGUUGUUACACAUACUUGACACACAUAUUUCCGCUUAAAAUUAAUACGCGGCUUAGAAACUCGCAACUCUAAUUGUCGUCCCUCACACCAAGAGAGGAAAAAUCCAUUAUAUCGCAUAAAGGUGCAAAAAAGGAGAAAAGAAAAUAACGGGGGAAAGGUGAAAGGAGAAGAUCAAUAACGAGAAAACCAUCUACCGGGUAUUGUGAAUAAGGAUUUGCACGUGACAGAGAAAGAGUGAGAGAAAGAGAGAGGUCUACAGUUUCAUCGAGGCUGCAAUGAGAUAUCCGAUGCGGCAAACACGGCGGCGCAGGACGAAACCGUGAUAUUGCAGUCGAUAAACUUGCAUGGCUUGGCAAGCUGCGAUAAUUUAUUCGACACUAAGAGUUCCUUCGCGUUCCAAGAAAACGGUUGUAGAACACGGUUGUCUCGUUACUUAGAUUUCGGAACAUCAUAUUUUCAUUUAGUUAACAUAAAUUAGACGAAAUGGAAAGCAUUCGUAUUCUCGAAUUUAUUGUUGGAGAUGUUCUAAUUCGAUGUUUCAAGUAAUUUAUUUAAAAAUGAAAGAAAAAUCGUUUUACUUUUUGCGAAGAUCUAAAGAAAUGAUCUAUUAUUAGAUGGCAUUAUGAUAGAAGAAAAACAAGAAAUAUGAAAAUAUGAUAAAAUAAAUAAUUGACCUAUUAUACGUAAUGUUAUAUAUACAUAAAAUAAAAUUAGACUACAGAUAUAUAAUGGGAUACUAUAAACGGAUUAUUAUGUAGGCUAAAAAUAUUGUAACUAUGAUGUACAUUAGAAUCAUAGAUUCUAUAUCAUCAGAUUAUAAAAUAUAUGCGUAAUAUAUAUGAUCGAGUUUAUGAAUAACGAACUAUGCCAACUUUGUAGAAGCCAUAUGUUUUUACUCCCGUUUUAUUUUGCGCGUGUUGAGCGUGCGAGUGUUGCGGCGUAACGUUCCCAGAGAUGAGAUAGGACGUGGAAAACCAGAUAAAAAAAACACACGCGUGCAAGAAAAGAGAUCGCGGCGAGACGAACCUGACGUAAUGAAAAAAAA
This is a messenger RNA of Solenopsis invicta (red fire ant), 3979 nucleotides long. RefSeq names its product integumentary mucin C.1. Gene Ontology annotation, cellular component: cytoplasmic vesicle. Bases 196 to 768 code for a protein of 190 amino acids. The transcript has 3 exons. Lineage: Eukaryota; Metazoa; Arthropoda; Insecta; Hymenoptera; Formicidae. The record is from RefSeq and is a predicted model, not a curated record.